Gryllus bimaculatus (two-spotted cricket) is the source of this 4734-nucleotide messenger RNA. NCBI's taxonomy places the organism in Eukaryota, Metazoa, Arthropoda, Insecta, Orthoptera, Gryllidae. The record is from the annotation of a GenBank genome assembly.
GUGUUGUCUAUGCGCUUCACCUACUAAAUUCUCGCUGGUUGGGGUUGUGCGUGCGCUCUCCCCCCACGCUCUGUGUAUGUUCUGUACACUGUAUCUGCGCUGCUAUGUGUAUAAUCCUAGUGAGAUCAUGCAUGAUGGUUGUGUUGUGAGAUUUUGGAGACGCUGUCUCUCGAAUUUCAAUAAAGAAAAACGGACAGAAAUAGAUGCAGAAUAGGGAGGGCGAGGAAAUACAGACGAGUGCGUGGAAAAGAAGAGAGAAAAAACUAUUGAUGCUCAGGAAGAAAAAUGGAAAGAGACCCUAAGAAGCGUCGAGUGAAGCCAGUGGGCCCUGCUCAACAAUCUCUCCUUGAUUUUGAUUUGGGGGAGAGCUCUGAUGAUAGUGAUUUUCGCAUUGAAGACCAUUGCGAAGAAUCUGAUGAUUCCUUGGAUUCAGAUGAUUAUGGAGAUCAUGAAGGGGAGGAUGAAGAAGAAGAAAAUGACAGUGAUGAAUCCGAGGAUAGUGAAAAUGGCACUGGCCCUGAAAUUAAAACUUCACUAACAAUAGGAGAUGUUAUAGAACAAGCCAAACAGCGACAGGCAGAAACAAAUGAUAAGGUACAGAAGUCUUGAUGUUAUGGUGUGUCCGACACAGCCAGCGUAUCAAGCACUGUUUCUUCUUGUUCAACUGAGCCAUGGUUUUGUGAAGCAUGCCGGGCUGGUGUAACAAAUCCAAUAUGUGAAUUAUGCCCUAAUCGUGGUGGCAUUUUUAAGGAGACUGAUGUUGGCAAAUGGGUACAUCUUGUAUGUGCGCUGUAUGUGCCUGGGGUUGCAUUUGGAGAAGUUGACAAAUUGUCUAGCGUAACAUUGUUUGAGAUGCCUUACAACAAGUGGGGUGCGAAGACUUGUUGUAUGUGUGAAGAAGAGAAAUUUUCUCGUACUGGUGUAUGCAUUGGUUGUGAUGCUGGAAUGUGUCGGACUUACUUUCAUGUAACUUGUGCACAACGAGAAGGACUUCUCUCAGAAGCUCAUUCUGAAGAAGUGGACCAAGCAGACCCAUUUUAUGCACACUGUAAAUUGCACACAGACAAAAUGUUGAUGCGGCGCCGGCGUCGUAACUGGUUAGCUCUGCAAUUGCGAACAAAGCAAAGACAAAUUGAACAACAGCGUGCAGGCCAUGCUGAUGCCCCAGAGCAGGUGCGCAUUCAGCGGAAAUUGGCCAAAUACCGGGAGAAGUAUUUGCAACAUAAAUCAACUAAAGUACCUCCAUGGGUGCCAACUCAGAAGAUGCCUCGUCUUCUCACCACCAGUGCGUCGGCCUGUCAGAAGCUCCUCAAAAAGGCUGAGCUGAUGGGGAUAGACACUCAGGCGCUGGAGGUGCAGGAGGCGCAAGUGGCGUCUCUGGUGGACGUCCGCAAAAAGUGGCACAUUCCUCCAGCAUUCAGUGUUGAAUUCAUUGGUUAUUUUUUGGAUCGCAAUGUUCGUCUCACAUCAAUGAAGAAUAAACUAGAUGACCUUCUAAAGAUAAAUUCUCGCCUUCAAGAUGAGCAGCAAAGUCUUCGUCACAAGUAUGACGAGCUUCUGAAGGAGAAUUCUGAUUUGAGCCACACAAGUGUAAAUCUCAAACAGUGUGUUCACAAAUAUCAUACUGUUAUACUAAAUGUCUGUCCCAAUAAAAAUCUACCGUCUGUUGAUGAGUUGGGUAAGCCACCUCCACAAGUUGCUGUUUCUCCGAGCCACAGCGCUCGAGUUUGUCGCCAAGAAAACAGGAUACCUAACUCUCGUACAUCAGAGUCAGGAGUUCCUAUCCCCUUGAACGCGUGUGGCAUAUGCUCUCAGACGAAUGACCAGCACUUGCUGGCUAAGUGCGACACGUGCCACCUGUAUUAUCAUCUGGGCUGUUUGAAUCCUCCUUUGACGCGCAUGCCUAAGAAGACCAAGUUGAUGGGCUGGCAGUGUUCAGAAUGCGAUAAAGAGUCUUCUGGUUCGGAAGUGGAGUGCGUAGAUACAGAAGCACCUCGUCGACUUCGUCACAACAAGGAAGGAGAAGAAAAGAAACCAGAGCAGGUUACACCAAAGGUUACUAUAAAACCAAUUGAGCCCCAACCACAAAAGCAGCUACAAGAGUCCCCAGCAAGCACCCCAAUUCAGCAGAUUCUGCCGCACCAGAUGAAUCCAGUUGCUCUUGUGCCUCGUCUUGUUGUGUCCCCAGUUACAAUCAACACAUCACAAGUUAUGUCAGAGGGGCAUAUCUCUCAGCGUCAGGGGAAGAAACGUCGGAGAGAAAAGCAUCAUCGGUAUUCCCCUGACUCGCAGGGCAACAGCCCCACUAAAGAGCACAAGCGCAAGCGCAAACACAAGAGCCAGGAUAUGGAAAAUCCCCUGACAGAAACUCCACGAAUUAAAAUUAAGAUCAAGCCCAUUCCCAUGCCUUCCGGUGAGACCACCUCCAUGGCAGACGCGCAGAUGUUUGUGGCAACCUCCAGUACAGAGACUCCUUCUGUAUCUGCCACAACUGCUGUUAUAUCACAACCACGUCAGUCUUCAGGACGACUGUCAUCAUUAGCAAGCAAAAAAGGGAAAGAAGUUGAUAUCAUGACAAAAUGUGAUGUGUGUGGGCAGCCUGGAUCUAAUCAAAAUCUUGUUAGGAAACUGAAUCCGACAACUGAAUAUUGCUGGGAAGAGGCUGAGACCAUUCUGUUGAAGUCAUCUGAAGAUGUGUGUUUCUGAAUGUGAUGUGAAUAAUGCCAUCUGGAAAAUUUUUAGAAUUUGUACUUGAGAGUUAAGGACGUGCUUCAUUAACAGUACAUUAUUUUGAAUAUAUGUAUAUGAGGCAGAAAUAUGACUUCCUCUUCAGAAAGAAUAUAUGGUGUGAAAUUCAAUUUAUAAUUUUACAAAUAUGAUAAUAGUAUAUUAAUAAAUGUCUGUGUUAAUCGUUUAUUCUAAUUAAAAUAAAGCUUAUAAAGAAACAUAAUUUUUUCAAAACUUCCCUAACAUUACAUAAUUAAGGAAAGGAAUAAAAGCUGUGCAUCUAUUGCAGAGCUAAGUAACAAAAUACGAGGGCUGUUUGAUAAGUUUAGUAAAAAUGGAAGAAGAAAACUUUUUUUUUUUUAAUACUUUAUUUUUUAACAUAGUACCCUUCUUGAUCUAUACACUUUGCCCAGCGUGUUUCCAAUUUUUUCAUUCCAUCGGAAAAAUAGGAAUUGUCAAAUUCUGCGAAAUACCUGUUUACAGUAGCAAUCUCUUCCUCAUUUGAUGAAAAUUUUUGCACACCAAGCUAAAUUUUCAAAUUGGGGAAUAGAAAGAAAUCUGUCCGGGCUAAAUCCAGUGAAUAUGGUGGAUGAGGAACCUGUUGGAAUCCUAACUGAUUCACUUUUGCCAUUGUGACUGCUGCUGUGUAGGAUGGAGCAUUGUCUUGGUAGAACAGCACAUUCUUGUGUGACAACCUUGGCUGUUUUUCAACACAUUUUUGUUUUAAACUAUCCAAUAAUGAAGUGUAAUAGCACCCAGUUAUAGUUCUGUUCUUUUCCAAAUAAUCUAUAAGGAUGACCCAAUCUACACCCUGAUAAUCCCAAUAAUACGUUCCCAUCACCUUUCCUGCCGACAAAACAGUCUUCACCUUCUUCGGUCUUUAUCCACUGUUUUGAAUCUUUUCUGGUUUCGAGAGUGUAGUGAUGGAUCCAUGUUUUAUCCAUGGUGAUGAAUCUACGCCAAAAGUCCUGCUGAUUUCGCCUCAACAUAGUCAGAUUUUGCCUUGAAAUAUUCUUUCGAGUCAGUUUUCGAUCCAAAGUAAACAAUCGCAGCACCCAUACCUCUUUUUCGUGCAUGAUGAAGUGCACUCUUUUGGUUGAGAUGUCAACAACAUCAGCAAUCUCACGCACUUUCACUCUGCGAUCUUCCAUUACCAGAACGUGCACUUUUUCCACGGUUUUCGGUGUGGUGACCUUCAACUGGUCGGCAGAGCACACUUCAUCUUCUGAGCUUGUGUGACCAUGUUUGAACUCAUUAAUCCAGAAGUAAAUUGUCUUCAAUGCGGGUCCAGAGUUUUCAUCCAAUUCAUUUUUGAACUGCGAUGCUGUCCAGCCCUUCGAAUAAAAAUGUUUAAUCGCAGCACGAAACUUGUUUUUCUUCAUCUUCUAGGCAGCAUAUCAAACUCACACAUUCAGCUGGUUGCUAACAAUUAACUAUCUGUCGCAUUUGUUUGAAAAUUCAAACAACUGCCUACAAAGAAUCAUGCAAGGCACAGGUUUAAAAACAAUGCACACGCUUUCAUAAAAAUCUACCUGAUUUAUCAAACAACCUUCGUAUGAAUAAAAAUGGCGUCUAAAGAGCCGAGUGUUUGUCAAUUUUUUUCAAUUUUUUCAAAGCUAUUGAAAUGUACCGACCACAUUGCUUGCCAAAGUACUAUUUUUUUUUUUUAAUAUUAAAGAUCACAUUCUGGAUGCAUCAUCAUUGCAUUACAUUUUAAAGGACUAUUUUUAUAUUGUGUGGGCUUAAUGCUGACCACAGAUCAUCUAUUACUCUGUACCUUUUAGCCCACAGUAGGCACAAGACUCACAAGAACAUGAAUUUUCAGGAAGAUUGGGUAACCACACCUCUUAAAAAUGUACAGGAGAGCAGGAACAUUAAUAUGAGACUUGACAUUUUUACAAAUAAUUUCAUGUAUUCUAAUAACUAUUUAUUUCAGGCAGAGUAUGCAAUUUUAUUUUUGGUUGUGUAUACCGUGGUUUACAUUCCAAGUAAUAAAUUCAAUAUCAG